Molecule: messenger RNA, 1808 nt
Organism: Nezara viridula (southern green stink bug)
Lineage: Eukaryota; Metazoa; Arthropoda; Insecta; Hemiptera; Pentatomidae
Source: the annotation of a GenBank genome assembly
UUACAUAUCAUGGUUUAAUUAUAGAACAGGGAUACGUUGAAUUACGUGAAUGGUCUUCGAAACCCCAUGAUCUGAUGACGCAGGCAACCGAUUCCUGUUCUGUGCUAGACGAGCUGGAGGAAGUGCACUCGCCGCUGGAGACACGACACGUUCGGAUUGGUCGCUGCUACGCCGAACAGUCGCUCCAUCAUGCGUACCGUCCAAAUCUCUAUACUCACCAUCUCAGCGCUCCUCUUGUUUGUCGCCUUGAUAUUGUACCUCAGCUUCGGAGCUGGCCGGGACGAAACACAGCUAAAUCUUAACGCAACAUGCAAACAUGAAAAUCUUACUGGGAUUUGUAAAAGUAAAGACGAGUGCGUAACCAAUAUAACAAGUGUCAUAUUGGAAUCUUGCAAUGAAGGUGAUCCCUCACUCGUUUGCUGCCCGCUUGAGAAAGCGCCAAUUCCAAAUAGCCACAAACGAACUCCAGGAGAAAAAGCAAAAGAAAAACCUAACGCAACAUGCAAGCAUGGAAAUCUUACUGGGAUAUGUAAAAGUAAAGACAAAUGCGAAACCAAUCUAACAAGUGUUAUAUUGGAAUCUUGCAAUGAAGGUGAUCCCUCACUUGUUUGCUGCCCGCUUGAGGAAACGCCAAUUCCGAACAGCCACAAACGUACUCCAGGAGAAAAAGCAAAAGAAAUGUGUAUGAUUUAUGGAAAGACAGCUAAUUAUAGACGUGCUCCGUUAUUUCCCCAUAUUAUUGGUCCAAGUUCCGGAGAAGAUUUCAUCUGUGAUCAAGUGAAAAGAGAACCAUUAAGAAUAGGAGGAGAUACUGCCAAAGAGAAAGAGUUUCCUCAUAUGGCUCUGAUCUUUAAUUAUGAUGCAGAAUUGGGUAAAAUAUCUUGGUCUUGUGGUGGCAGUAUAGUGAGUCCAGAGUUCAUUCUUGGUGCAGCCCACUGCCCUGUAUCAAAGCAUUUCAGUUAUGCUAUGGUUGGAACAAAUGCUUUUAAGGACACAGUGGAAUUAUUGGAGAAUAAUACAGUGGAAAUAAGUGAUGUCUUUAUUCAUCCUGAUUUUAAUAAUAACCAUGAUAAUGAUAUAGCACUAUUUAAAUUAUCAACUAAGCUCAAAGCAAGUGAAAUACCGAUAUGCCUUGAUACUGGAAGUUCUAUUUCUAAUAAUAUGAUGGUGAUAGCUACUGGUUUUGGAAUUAAUGAAAGACAAAUAUCAAAGGGUAUUCUUCAAAAAGUUAUUUUGAAUAUUGUUGAUGCAGAAUUGUGCGCUGCAGAAUAUGAACGAUUACUGCAACAUCAAAUGCAUCUUGAACAUACUGUAUGUGCAUAUGCUGAAGAUACGGACACAUGUCAGGGUGAUUCUGGAGGACCACUUCAAAUCUAUCACAGCGAACUUCCAUGCAUGUAUACUCAAAUUGGUAUUAUAUCUUACGGUCCAAACUGCUCUUUGAGAACAAAUCUUCCUGGUGUUUAUACAAAAGUAUCUCCCUACAUAGGAUGGAUCGAAGAUAUUGUUUGGCCUGCAUAAGGAUUAGUUUAACAGAGCAACCAAUAUUUAUAAAGAAUUUAUUUACUUAUGCUGAUUUGUGUAUAUAAGACUAUUUAUGGUUCCUGUAAGACAUAUGUGUUUAAAAUUAGAUUUUGUAGGCAUUAUUUGAUAUUUAUUCUUCUUCCAUAAUAUGUAAUACUAAAAAACAGAAAGUAAAUUGAUAUAGAUUGGUCUCCUUCUUACUUAUAAAAACUAAAUCGAUGUAAUUGAUAUAUAGAGAGAAACACUUUAUUUUCAUAUAAAUAUAAAUAACUUUUUUUACCAUA